AUGCAGCAUCUCUUCGCGGAUGGGUCAAUAAAACCGCCUUCUAACGGAUCUGGCAAUGCUUUGAGGUUCCCUAGCGCAAUCGUCUGGACAGCCGGAGAUUCCGACUAUUUAAAAAAAAUCUCUUUCCGUGAGAUAACGGUUCCAUUAGCAGUAUUUGCAUAUGCCGAACUUUUCCCCUCACCUCAAAUCCCAUUGACAGCUCCGCUCUCAAAUCGCAUCUUGAUCACAAAUCUGAAUAUUUGCGCACAUACAAUCUGCCUUAGGGACUACCAUAUCUCAAUAGAGAAUGGCCAAGCCUCAAUCCAGACUGUAAAUGUGGACUUCGGCAUCAGAACUUUCGAUUACCCCAAUACUCUGAUACACUGGACCCCCAACAACAAAUCAAAGAUCGAUUUUGCUUUUGAUGAAGACCAAGGGCCUUUGCCAAUAUAUGGGCCUACCAACAGGUUUCUCGUCAUGGGUUCCGACGGGUUUUUCCCAAUAGAAGGAUACCCUGACAUCCUUUUGAUCAACCCCUUCACUCAUCAAUGGAAUAAGAGCUGGGACCACUAUUUAGGUCCUGUCAUUGAUCACAUCAAGGAGAUUGGCUAUACGUCACUUAUGUCGGAUGUGGCUGCUUCCUUCACGCAAAUGGGAUUGGAUAAUUCAAACCACACCGUCAACGGCACCGCUCGGACUAGCCAAGUCUUUGUGAGCGUACAGUGGUAUUGGGUAAUGCUCCCAGCCUGCUUGGUCAUUGUUGGGAUCAUAUUCUUCAUAGGCACGACGAUUCUUAGCAGAAACACUAAUAAUAUGCCUCUAUGGAAGUCGUCUGCACUGGCUCCUUUCUAUCAUGGGUUGGAAGAAUCGGAAAGCAACGAAUUUCAAAGUUCCAGUAUCAUGGAAACAGCAGCAGAAAGAGAAGAUGUUCGACUGCGGUACUCCGAGACGAAUGGGCGGUUGAUGCUGCAGAGAGGAUAA
Messenger RNA from Penicillium salamii, 960 nucleotides. NCBI's taxonomy places the organism in Eukaryota, Fungi, Ascomycota, Eurotiomycetes, Eurotiales, Aspergillaceae. The record is from the annotation of a GenBank genome assembly.